Messenger RNA from Vitis vinifera (wine grape), 1736 nucleotides. RefSeq names its product phenylalanine--tRNA ligase, chloroplastic/mitochondrial. Gene Ontology annotation, biological process: phenylalanyl-tRNA aminoacylation. NCBI's taxonomy places the organism in Eukaryota, Viridiplantae, Streptophyta, Magnoliopsida, Vitales, Vitaceae. The transcript is spliced from 6 exons. Gene Ontology annotation, molecular function: phenylalanine-tRNA ligase activity; ATP binding; tRNA binding. The record is from RefSeq and is a predicted model, not a curated record. Bases 440 to 1279 code for a protein of 279 amino acids. Gene Ontology annotation, cellular component: mitochondrion; cytoplasm.
CAUGGGCAGGAUCACCUUCCACACACAUCUUCAUACCAGCCACCACGCUACCAACAAUCCUCCUCCAUGAAAGCCCACCUCCAUCACAGCAAGCAGAAAAUCCAACACGCCAACCAUCAACCUCCGCACAGACCUAACACUGCAUAGCCGUGUUUUAGGAGUGUUAGGACGUGAUUAGAGAGGAUCUACUUUGAGUGUUCAUGGAGUUUCGCUAUAAGAGGAAUCAGUUUACCAAAAAUUCUUCAUGAAACCAUCCAUUUAUCUCAGGGAACAUUUAUGAAGUAGAGUCAAAUAGAUUUACAAAUAAGAGAUGAUUGAUUCCUUUGAAUGAAAUAACCUUAUUUCAAAUUGCCCUAAUGUGGCCUAAUAAGCAAAAUUACUGGUUAUAUUUUGGACACAUCUCAGUAGAGGUUCGGGGGAGAAAAUAGAAGAAGCAGAGAUGCUUACUUACUUCAGAGGGGCCACUGCUCGCCACCACCACUUCAUGGCUGUGCCCAUUUCACUUGCCCAAGCCACUCUCUUCUCCAAACCCUCCAUUUUACUCCACAGAAAUGCCAUCAAUGGCUUCUCCUUUUUCAUUCCUUUCUCCUCUUCUUCUGCUCAGAAGAUUCAGACUCACAAGUGGAGGCAACCGGUGGUCUCGGUUCUGGAUCUUGGUGGAGUCAAGAUUGGCAGAGAUGAUGUGGUGAGGGAUGAUCCUACAAACAAUGUCCCGGAUGCAAUUUUUUUGAAACUUGGAAUGCAGCUUCACAGGAGGGAUCAACACCCAGUUGGAAUUCUGAAGAAUGCAAUAUAUGAUUAUUUCAAUGCCAAUUACUCUAACAAAUUUGAUAAGUUGGAUGACCUUUGCCCAAUAGUCUCCACAAAAGAGAAUUUUGAUGAUGUCUUGGUUCCUCCUGAUCACGUCAGUAGAAGUUACAAUGAUACAUACUACAUUGACUCCCAAACUGUCUUGAGGUGCCACACUAGUGCUCAUCUAGCAGAGCUAUUGAGGAGGGGACACACUCAUUUCCUUGUGACUGGAGAUGUUUAUCCUAGAGAUUCCAUUGAUUCAACUCACUACCCUGUUUUUCAUCAGAUGGAAGGUGUUCGUGUCUUCUUUCCAGGUGAUUGGGAGACAUCUGGAAUGGAUGGCACGUCUUAUGCGGCUGAGGAUUUAAAGAAAUGUCUUGAGGGUUUGGUGCAGCACUUGUUUGGUAAUGUGGAAAUGCGCUGGAUUGAUACAUAUUUCCCUUUCACCAACCCAUCAUUUGAACUUGAGAUAUAUUUUCAGAGGUAGAAGAAGCACCUACAACACUAAUGAUGGAGUUACUUCAGGAAACAUGACUUUCAUUCCUGUAAAAAUGGCUAAGACAUUUCAAUUUUUUGACCACUGCACAAAAACCAUGUUUUCUUAAUUUCUGAAGGAGUUGUAUUUUUUAAAUAAAUUUUAUACAUAAACAACACUUGAUCUCAAGAUCAACUCAAGUAAUCCAUGUCUAAUAAAAGGAUGUGAGAUACACCCUCCUCAACUUGAAGGAGUGUGAGCCAAUUGAAUAAGAGUGUUUUGAACAACUUGAAGACAAGCUAUACUAUAUGUUGUACCAUCCUUUUUGAUGGAACUCAUGAAAGGCUAGUGGAUAUGAGUCUUUGAGGAAUGAAUUAGGCUCAAUGCUGUUGUAUAUAAUUUAGAGUAGAUAUUUGAAAUGUAUGGAUAUUAUUUGUAGUACCAUCAUGGAUAUGAGUUGUGAUGUUUA